AUGUGCUCCGGGCUCCAGGCCCUGCUGCUGUCAGUCUGGCUUUCCUGGACCCUGGGGAUCCGAGGAUCUGAGCCCAGCAGCGUAAACGACCCCGGGAACAUGUCCUUUGUGAAGGAGACGGUCGACAAGCUGUUGAAAGGCUACGACAUUCGUCUGAGACCCGACUUCGGGGGUCCCCCAGUCUGCGUGGGGAUGAACAUCGACAUCGCCAGCAUCGACAUGGUUUCUGAAGUCAACAUGGAUUAUACCUUAACUAUGUAUUUUCAACAAUAUUGGAGAGAUAAAAGGCUCGCCUAUUCUGGGAUCCCUCUCAACCUCACGCUUGACAAUCGAGUGGCUGACCAGCUCUGGGUGCCCGACACAUAUUUCUUAAAUGACAAAAAGUCAUUUGUGCACGGAGUGACAGUGAAAAACCGCAUGAUCCGCCUCCACCCUGAUGGGACAGUGCUGUACGGGCUAAGGAUCACCACCACGGCAGCAUGCAUGAUGGACCUCAGAAGAUAUCCACUGGAUGAGCAAAACUGCACAUUGGAAAUUGAAAGCUAUGGCUACACCACAGACGACAUUGAAUUUUACUGGCGCGGCGGGGACAAGGCUGUCACUGGCGUGGAAAGGAUCGAGCUCCCACAGUUCUCCAUUGUGGAGCACCGUCUGGUCUCCAGGAAUGUUGUCUUCGCCACAGGUGCCUAUCCUCGACUCUCCUUGAGUUUUCGGUUGAAGAGAAACAUUGGUUACUUCAUUCUUCAGACGUAUAUGCCCUCAAUACUGAUCACAAUCCUCUCCUGGGUUUCCUUCUGGAUCAAUUAUGAUGCAUCUGCUGCUCGAGUUGCCCUUGGGAUCACCACCGUGCUCACCAUGACAACCAUCAACACUCACCUUCGGGAGACUCUGCCCAAAAUCCCCUACGUCAAAGCCAUCGAUAUGUACCUGAUGGGCUGCUUCGUCUUUGUAUUCCUGGCCCUUCUGGAGUAUGCCUUUGUCAACUACAUUUUCUUUGGAAGAGGUCCCCAAAGGCAGAAGAAGCUUGCAGAGAAGACAGCCAAAGCCAAGAAUGACCGCUCCAAGAGCGAAAGCAACCGGGUGGAUGCUCAUGGGAAUAUCCUAUUAACAUCGCUGGAGGUUCACAAUGAAAUGAAUGAGGUUGCAGGCAGCGUUGGUGACACCAGGAAUUCAGCAAUAUCCUUUGACAACUCAGGAAUCCAGUAUAGGAAACAGAGCAUGCCCAGGGAAGGGCAUGGGCGGUACAUGGGAGACAGAAGCAUCCCGCACAAGAAGACCCACCUACGGAGGAGGUCUUCGCAGAUCAAAAUCAAAAUCCCUGAUCUAACCGAUGUGAAUGCCAUAGACAGAUGGUCCCGGAUCGUGUUUCCAUUCACCUUUUCUCUUUUCAACUUAGUUUACUGGCUGUACUAUGUUAACUGAGUGACUGUACUUGAUUUUUCAAAGACUUCAUUUAACACUGAGUGAAAUAUUACCCUGCCUGUCAAGUUUUUAUACCAGUACACACAC
This is a messenger RNA of Peromyscus eremicus (cactus mouse), 1509 nucleotides long. RefSeq names its product gamma-aminobutyric acid type A receptor subunit beta3 (gene Gabrb3). Gene Ontology annotation, biological process: regulation of membrane potential; monoatomic ion transmembrane transport; chemical synaptic transmission. NCBI's taxonomy places the organism in Eukaryota, Metazoa, Chordata, Mammalia, Rodentia, Cricetidae. The transcript has 9 exons. Gene Ontology annotation, molecular function: extracellular ligand-gated monoatomic ion channel activity; GABA-A receptor activity; neurotransmitter receptor activity. The coding region runs from base 1 to 1422 and encodes 473 amino acids. Gene Ontology annotation, cellular component: membrane; synapse; GABA-A receptor complex. The record is from RefSeq and is a predicted model, not a curated record.